Molecule: messenger RNA, 1236 nt
Organism: Salvia hispanica
Lineage: Eukaryota; Viridiplantae; Streptophyta; Magnoliopsida; Lamiales; Lamiaceae
Source: RefSeq, a predicted model, not a curated record
AUGAAUUCUGAAUCGUCUUCUCAUUCUCGGUCCGACGAGGAGAUAUCUCAUUCUUCUUCCGAAGAGGAGGUACCUCCCGCUCCCACCGGAUGGGAUGUCGCGGGUUUCGCCAACAACCCAGUCAACAACUAUAUCUCCCGUUUCAUACAAAGCGAGCUUGCUCGAAUGCAGCAGCCACCCCAACGGCCAAUCCGCAGGCGGCGCCGAUACAUCCCCCGCGACCACGCUGGUGGGCACGAUCGGCUGUUCGCCGAUUAUUUUGCUGAGGAACCACGUUAUCCGGCAGAUGUAUUUCGUCGCCGAUUCAGAAUGCGCCGCUCCCUCUUCCUGCGCAUUGUUAAUGCGUUGUCCGCGCGUUACCCCGAGUUCCGGCUCCAGCGAGACGCCACAGGGAAGCCCGGUCUAUCGCCCCUGCAGAAAUGCACUGUUGCCAUCCGACAAUUGGCAUAUGGAGGGUCCGCCGACAUGUUCGAUGAGUAUCUGCAAUGCGGCGAGACGACUGGACAACGAGUGCCCGAAGAAUUUUUGUCAGGGCGUGCGAGAGAUAUUUGGGGAGCACUACCUUCGCUCGCCGGACGCACUGACCGCGCUCCUCGCCGGAUUGGCACCGGAGGAGCCACGGCUUUCCGGGGAUGCUCGGCAAAGAUCGAUCGUAUGCACCGGCAGUGGAAGAACCGCCCAACCGCGUGGCGAGGCCAGGCCACUACCGGCUACAAAGGCCCCUCCAUCGAAUUCACGGCCAAUGGCAAUGUGCAUAACAUGGGGUACUACCUGGCUGACGGCAUCUAUCCGCAAUGGCCCGUGUUUUUGAAGACGAUCAGAUGUCCAAUCGGAGAUAGUAGAAAGUAUUUUGCCCGAGCGCAAGAGUCUGCGCUCAAGGAUGUGGAGAGGGCGUUUGGGGUGCUCCAAUCGCGAUUUGCACUGGUAAAGGGCCCGACGCGCUUUUUCUACCAGGGGGAUAUUGCCGACAUCAUGUAUGCGUGCAUCAUCAUGCAUAACAUGAUCAUCGAUGAUGAACACGAAGGCGUCCUCAACGUCACCAACGACACUAGUGUUGCAUCAUCGAGUCACGGUGUCUCAACCGAGUCCGAGUCCGCCCGCCGGGGUGUACCGUACAACGAACAUGAACGGUUCAAGGCGUUCAUGGACAUACACCAGAAGGAGGCCCAUCGAGCACUACAACACGAUAUGAUCGAAGAAUUGUGGGCAAAUAGAAACCGCGCCCACCGCCCUUGA